Molecule: messenger RNA, 999 nt
Organism: Armigeres subalbatus
Lineage: Eukaryota; Metazoa; Arthropoda; Insecta; Diptera; Culicidae
Exons: 4
Coding region: 91-999 (302 amino acids)
Source: RefSeq, a predicted model, not a curated record
UAUGAAUAUUCAAAUAAGUUUUUUUUAUUGCAUGUUUAAAGGCCUAAAAAAUACAUAUCCGUAGAGCAGAAGAAGUAUUUAGUAGACUUCAUGGUCGACAAUUUGGACUUCGCCAACAACAGAUUUCAGUCGCUACGAGGGAAGGAGCUGCAAAAACAGAAAUGGGAGAGCUUAGGCAACGCGCUGAAUGCUCUUGGAGGUGCUAGAAAGACUGCCGAUCAAUGGGAGCUUUCGUGGCGAGACCUGAAACAAAAAACAAAAACCAAGUGGCUGCUAAUCCAAAAUCGUCAAAGCGGCGAAAACGGAAUGGUUAAAAAGAAGCGCGAUGUUUUAACGGAGCUUGAAAAAACCAUCCUUGCCAUAAUGCAGAAGGAUACACUUGACGGAGAUGGAAGGACACAAGAAGGUGGUUUCAAUCAACAGACCCUUGCAGUGGAUUUUGACACUGGCGAUGCCGUUCCGGAACAACCACACGACGCUCACGCCGAAGAAAUUGAAUACCUGGAGGAAGCGUAUGGAAAUGUGGUUGCUACCGGCAACGAAAUCGAUCAUAUGCCCAACGAUGCACGCGGUAAUGCUCAUGUUGCACCUGUGGAAGAGAGUGAUGACAUUGAAGCAACCACUCCGCACAUCAUGCAAGAAGCCGAAACACGUCCGACACGAACGACAACACCCGCCAGAGGUCGAAAACUUGGUAGAGGUCAACGGUACUCAGAUACUGGAGCUGAUAAGAAAGAAUACAGGAAACGUAAACUGGAGCUGCACGAGAAAAAGCUGCUCAUUGAGGAGAAGAAGUUAGUGAUUAAACAUCAGAAGGUGGAGGCACUGUAUGCCAUCAACGAAACCUUACAAGUGUUAUUAAACCACGAUGGAGGUGUCAUCUGCGAACAGAGACAGAAUUGCAUGUCGGAGGUGAUUGAAAUGCAGGGGCCCGAGGAGACUGCCCUGGGGAACGCCGGCGACGAUGUUGUGCGCAUUGGAACUAGCUCUGAUGACUGA